AUGGUCCAGAUAGCACUGUCCAUGCAGCCGCACGUCGGCGAGAUAGAGCUGGACUCGGCGGCUUUGAUCAUAAUUGACAUGCAGCGCGACUUUUUGGAACCCCAGGGAUUUGGUGAGCUCCUUGGGAAUGACGUUUCCAAGUUGCAAAGAGCGAUUGAUCCGUGCCAAAAAGUUCUCCAAGCCGCACGAAAAGCAAAUCUUACAGUUCUUCACACUCGAGAAGGACACCGAGCAGACAUGCUAGAUGUCCACGGUCACAAACUACAGCGGUUGGGCUGUGCCUCCCAAGUGAUUGGUACUCAAGGACCCAACGGACGAAUCCUCAUCCGAGGAGAAAUGGGACACGACAUUAUUCCUGCUCUCUAUCCAGUGGACGGCGAAGCGGUGAUUGACAAACCGGGAAAAGGUUCCUUUUACGGUACAGAUUUGGAAGUUAUUCUGGCGGCGCGCAACAUCCGAACUCUCUUUGUGUGUGGUGUUACCACCGAGGUAUGCGUGCACACAACCGUUCGCGAGGCCAAUGAUCGCGGUAUACACUGCGUUGUGGUUUCUGAUGCGUGCGCUUCCUUCUUUGACGACUUUCAUCGUGUCGCCUUGGAAAUGGUUGUCGCACAGGGAGGAAUAUUCGGCAGCACGGUGGAGUCCAAGGAACUAGUUGGAGCAUUCGAAAGACUCACAAAGUAACGGAAAAGGCAACGAAUGCAAGCAUCGCCGCAAGAAUGUUUGCUGCUUCGGUAUUUCGCACAUAUUGUGUGUUUAUACGUGUGAAGUGCUGCAGCUCGGAUUUUAUGAGCAACCGGUUUUUAAACCACAUUCUACCAUACACUAACACAGUAAAGAGAAAUCACCAAUGGGUCU
Phaeodactylum tricornutum CCAP 1055/1 is the source of this 858-nucleotide messenger RNA. RefSeq lists its product with no specific name. The transcript is spliced from 2 exons. Bases 1 to 684 code for a protein of 227 amino acids. The record is from RefSeq and is a predicted model, not a curated record. Lineage: Eukaryota; Bacillariophyta; Bacillariophyceae; Surirellales; Neidiaceae.